AUGAUUUGUGGCACCUGCAUCGGUGCACUUCAUGAUAGAAAAGGAUGGGCUAUUAGCGACCAGGACGAAUCCGAGACGGCAAUUUUACUGGCUCACCACGAGUCUAUUGCCAGUCUCGAAGCAUCUGCUCUGGAAUCCUGCGAGAUAUGCCGCCCGUUCUGGUGGCAAAUAGAUGAGAAUGAGAGGUCCACGCUGAGAGAUUUUGGUACACUAUGGGCUAAACGUCAUGGGGCUGGAGCAAAACCGAGGAUAAAUGGCGAGAAGCUCGACGAUGACGAUUUAGAUGGAUUGGUCACUAUUUGUGCCAUAGUCAACUUCGGUGCGCAGGACGACAUGAAGGCCCUAGGCAUGGACCUGAUGGUGUCUAUAUCUCUUGGGUCAGACUUCGGUGAAGAAUGUCCGCUGAGGAGAACGGAAUUGUAUGGCAGUUACAUCGUUCAAAGGGGAGCAGACCCAGGAAAGAUGAAACCAUUUCUAUCCAACGACACUGCGUCUGAAGAAGCCUGGGGGAAAGCUAUCACGUGGAUGGAGACGUGCUGCUCAGGCCAUCAAUCAUGCAACGCCGAAGCGGCCGCUGAGGCGUGGUACCCCACCAGGCUUUUGGACUUGUCUGCCCCGGACCUAGACCUUGACACUCUUCGUUUGAUUAUUACAUCAGACGAGGCGUUUGCGUGUAAGCAGCGGUACACAACCUUGAGUCACUGCUGGGGCUCGGCGCAGUUCAUUCAGCUCAACAAGUUCACUUAUGCCGACUUUCGAAAAGGGAUCCAGUUGUCUGACUUGCCGAAAACAUUUCGAGAAGCUGUUGAAGUUACUCGACGUCUGGGUAUACGUUACCUCUGGAUCGACUCUCUAUGCAUCCUUCAAGACCGAGACGACCUCUCCGACUGGCUCGUCGAAGCGGGACUAAUGCACAAGGUUUACUCAUACUCAUACUGCAACAUCUCUGCUUCAGGGGCCCAAGAUAGCUCCAAAGGGCUGUUCUUCCAAAGAGAUCCACGGCAGAGUCUCACAGCAAAUGUGACGAUAUGCACUGAGGGGCUUGGCCUUGGCGAAGACUAUUUGGACUGUACUAUUGUGAACAUGGAGUUUUGGAGCCACGCGGUUGGCCAAUGUCCCCUAAACAAACGAGGUUGGGUCUUGCAGGAGCGUCUGCUGUCCCCUCGCGUUCUCCAUUUUGGCCGAGACCAGUUAUACUGGGAAUGCAGAGACCACACAGCAGCCGAGUGUUAUCCAGACGGACUACCCGAAACAUUGCGCAAUACCGCUCUUGUGAAAUUCAAGAGACUGACCCCGACAGAGCCCAGUUCCAAUACUGAUCAAGAAAAUGCUAUUGAUCCAUUCGGAUAUCACCGAAUGUGGCAAUCAAUUAUAUGGUCAUAUUCCGAAACUCAGCUUACCAAGGCCUCCGACAAAUUGAUUGCAUUGUCCGGAAUUGCAAAAUACUUUCAGACAAAGAUGAAGGACACGUAUAUUGCAGGCAUGUGGCUUAGUACUUUGGAAAGCAGUCUACUCUGGGGAGCAAAUCGUGAUGGCCAAAUCGACGGCUCGCCAUCCGUUCGACCUGAUGCAUACCGCGCACCGACUUUCUCCUGGGCCUCCAUAGAUGGGGAGGUAAUUGCCCCUACUUCAACUAGAGAAAACCUUCUCAUUGAGGUUGUUGACUUCCAUCUUGACCAUGAUUCACCGGACACAACCGGCCUUAUUACAGGAGGAUAUCUCGAUCUCAAGUGCCGACCGGGAUCUUUCGAAAUGGUGGUCAACUACGUUGGGAAAUUGCAGCAACUCUUCUUGAAAGUGGACGGCGCCAUCGUAAAAUCUAAGCAUAAGAAAGAUUGGGUCGCUGGUGUGGGAGUGUAUUUGGAUGUCAGCCAGAAGAGCUUCGACGACGAGAACAAGGGGUCUUUGUACUACGUUCCCACGCAAAAGCAGACAACAGCUGGCGUUUUCUUGUCGUAUCUGCUGCUAGUAGCGGAGGAUGAGGCCCAGGCCACGUUCCGUAGGAUAGGGAUCGCGGUGACGGCCGAGGCCGAAGAGAUUGGUCUGCUGAGCACAGUUGAUAAGGAGGUCCGAACGAUCCGGAUUGUCUGA
Colletotrichum siamense is the source of this 2091-nucleotide messenger RNA. RefSeq lists its product as uncharacterized. Bases 1 to 2091 code for a protein of 696 amino acids. Lineage: Eukaryota; Fungi; Ascomycota; Sordariomycetes; Glomerellales; Glomerellaceae. The transcript has 2 exons. The record is from RefSeq and is a predicted model, not a curated record.